Molecule: messenger RNA, 1431 nt
Organism: Malania oleifera
Lineage: Eukaryota; Viridiplantae; Streptophyta; Magnoliopsida; Santalales; Ximeniaceae
Exons: 15
Coding region: 1-1317 (438 amino acids)
Source: RefSeq, a predicted model, not a curated record
AUGGUCAUUGGAAACUCCAAAUUUGAUGAGUAUGUGGAGCAGCUGCUGCUUGCCUGGUUGCAGCUUCUAUAUUUUCUCUUGUGGAUUUUGAAGGCAGUGAGUAAAAUGGGAACCCCAGUACGCAGUGGAAAUACAAGAAAACCAAACGAGACAAAGCGGCUUCUUGUAACAAUGUUCAUUGGACUUGUGUUUGGCUUCUUUGCAGGAGUAUCAUUUCCAACACUCUCAAUUAUUAAGAUGAAUCUCCCAUCCACCCUUUUUCCUUCCCUUGAUCUCACGUACAGAGAGGACAAGUACUCAAGCCUAUCAAGCCAAACACAGUUGGAUGCCUGGUCUAAUCUGAAGGGAAAUAGAGGCACUCUAACUCCGGUUCUGAAAUUAAAUGAUGCAAAGAUUUGGGUUCCAACAAAUCCUCGAGGUGCUGAAAGACUAGCCCCAGGUAUCAUUGAAUCUGAAUCAGAUUUAUUCCUCCGCAGAUUGUGGGGUCGACCCAAAGAGGAUUUGACCAUCAAACCCCAGUAUCUUGUCACCUUUACUGUUGGUUAUGAUCAAAGAAACAAUAUAGACACUGCUCUUAAAAAGUUCUCAGAGAACUUUACCAUUCUACUGUUCCAUUAUGAUGGUCGAACAAGUGAAUGGGAUGAAUUUGAAUGGUCAAAGCGGGCUAUUCAUGUUAGUGCUCCAAAGCAAACUAAAUGGUGGUUUGCCAAGCGCUUUUUGCAUCCUGACAUUGUGGCACCCUACGACUACAUAUUUAUGUGGGAUGAAGACCUAGGGGUGGAGCAUUUCGAUGCAGAGGAAUAUUUAAAACUGGUUAGGAAGCACAAGUUAGAGAUUUCUCAGCCUGGUUUAGAACCGGAUGGAUAUUUAACAUGGCAGAUGACGAAGAAGAGAGAUGAUGGUGAAGUACACAAAGAAGCAGAGGAGAAAGAUGGUUGGUGCACUUCUCCACCUAUACCACCAUGUGUAGAAUUUGUCGAAAUCAUGGCUGCCGUGUUUUCACGAGAUGCUUGGCGUUGUGUUUGGUAUAUGAUUCAGAACGACUUGGUUCAUGGAUGGGGUUUAGAUUUUGCUCUUAGGAAAUGCGUGGAGCCUGCUCAUGAGAAAAUAGGUGUUGUGGAUGCUCAGUGGAUUGUCCAUCAGGGUGUUCCAUCUCUUGGGAACCAGGGGCAAGCUGAAAAGGGGAAGGCAGCACGGGAGGGAGUGAGAGACAGGUGUAAAAAGGAAUGGGCAAUGUUCCAAAAUAGGUUGUCUAAUGCAGAAAAGGCUUACUAUACAUCAAUGAAAAUGGGUCCUCCCAAUACCUCCCUUCAUUAGAGAUCGUUACAGUAUUGCACUACACUGCUACCUUUGUUUUUUUUCUUGAGGUUCCCCAUUUUUGUAAUAGUCUCACAAAAUAACUAAUAAAAGAAAAUUCACUCCUCUAUUUUC